This is a messenger RNA of Amblyraja radiata (thorny skate), 888 nucleotides long. RefSeq names its product hypoxanthine phosphoribosyltransferase 1 (gene hprt1). Gene Ontology annotation, biological process: purine ribonucleoside salvage; IMP salvage; GMP salvage. Gene Ontology annotation, molecular function: hypoxanthine phosphoribosyltransferase activity; magnesium ion binding. Gene Ontology annotation, cellular component: cytosol. The transcript is spliced from 9 exons. The record is from RefSeq and is a predicted model, not a curated record. The coding region runs from base 33 to 707 and encodes 224 amino acids. NCBI's taxonomy places the organism in Eukaryota, Metazoa, Chordata, Chondrichthyes, Rajiformes, Rajidae.
UGGUCGGAACGCUGGUGCGCAGUGAGGGCGCGAUGGCGGCGGCGGCUGCUGCGACGACGAGGGCGGGGUGCGUGGUGAUUAAUGAUGAUGAGCAAGGUUAUGACCUCGAUCUGUUUUGUAUUCCUAAACAUUAUUCCAAUGAUCUGGAGCGAGUAUUUAUUCCUCAUGGUUUAAUCAUGGACCGGACUGAGCGUUUGGCAAAAGAAAUAAUGAAGGCCAUGGGAGAUCAUCACAUUGUUGCUCUCUGUGUACUCAAGGGUGGUUAUAAGUUUUUUGCUGACCUUUUAGACUACAUCAAAGCCUUGAAUCGCAACAGUGACCAAUCAAUCCCAAUGACGGUGGACUUCAUUCGCUUAAAGAGUUACUGUAAUGAUCAGUCGACAGGAGCGAUCAAAGUGAUCGGUGGAGAUGACCUCUCGACCUUGACUGGAAAGAAUGUAUUAAUUGUUGAGGAUAUUAUUGAUACGGGCAAAACGAUGCAAACUUUGCUGAGCAUGUUGCAAGGAUACAAACCCAACAUGGUGAAGGUGGUGAGUCUGCUGGUUAAACGAACUCCACGAAGCGUCGGGUAUCGGCCAGAUUUCGUUGGAUUUGAAGUUCCUGACAAAUUUGUGGUUGGAUAUGCGCUUGAUUAUAAUGAAUACUUUAGGGAUUUGAAUCAUAUUUGUGUAAUCAGUGAAAAGGGAAAGGAAAAGUAUAAGGCAUGAGAUUCAUGGCAUGUGAAUGAAGGAUUGGAUAUGUUGAUUGGAACCUUCUGAUGGCACUCUGAAGAUACUUGUGCUCAUUGCUGUGUACUUGUUGCUGUCUGUGAAUCUAGAUAUUUAAAGGGCCCAUCUUGAAGAAGUGUUUAUUUUUGUACUGUAAAACAUAAAUCCAGACUAUCAACAA